UGUCCGGAAAUGAGCGUUACAUACUGGAAGCAUUCAAUUUUCAUCUCUGCUCGAGGCUAAUAUUCUUAGUCUCGUUGUGAAUAUUUUAUAAUAUAUCAGUAAAAAUGCGACGUCUCGGCUCGGUCCAGCAGAAAGUGUCGUGUGUUUUUAUGACUGAAGUGAAGGAAGAACCGUCUCGAAAACGUGACUGUCAACCAUUUCAUGUUGUCGCCACUGCAAUUGUCAACCCUGCAGUGUUGGAAGCUGACAUCAACUGUGCUCUCGCCACAGAGAAGCUGGAUGGCACUUGCUGUUAUGUUACACUCUACAAAGGGAAACCUCACCUGUGGGCUCGACUGGACAGGAAACCCAACAAGCAGGCAGAGAAGAGGUUCAAGAAAUAUCAGUAUUCUCAAAGGAGCUCCAAAGGUUUCACAUGGAACGUACAAGAAGACUUUAAGAUGGUACCAGACAUGUGGAUCCCGGCUCACAUGGUGAAACAUCACAAUGGACAUCCCAUUCCUGAUGAACAUGGUCACAUUCCAGGCUGGGUUCCAGUGGAGGAUGACAACAAGCAGUACUGCUGGCACUCCUCUGUGGUGGACUACAGCGUGGGGUCUGCUCUGGUCCUCAGACCCGUCGUCAACAAUGAAGACACUUUGGAAAUCGCUGCGGUCCCACUGGCCGACCUGCUGGAACAAACUCUCGAGCUGAUUGGAACCAACGUCAACGGAAACCCUUAUGGGUUGGGGUCUAAGAAGCAGCCCAUCCACUUCCUGGUAUCCCAUGGGAGCCUUUGCAUCAGAAAUCCUCCUCCAGUGGACUUCCAGCAGCUUUACUCGUGGUUUCGGGGCGGCUCAGAGGGCCUGAUUGAGGGCAUCGUGUGGCACUGCCCUGACGGCUCGCUCUUCAAGGUUCACCGCCAUCACAUGGGACUGGAGUGGCCAGCAGAGGGCACUCACCUUAGUGACAAGCCAGUGGUGGUUCGUGUUGCCUGGGCGACGGUGGAUGACAACAGCAAGAGUCUGUUUGCGUCAUUGUCUCGCCUGAACGGACAUUGUUUCAGCCGCUUGCAGGACGUCCAUUUUGACCUGUGAAUCCACUAGUCCAAAAUAUUCACAGGCAGACAAGCCGCACGCACACCCUUGGCCAAGUUCACUUUAGCCUCCUGUUAGCCUAGCUUGCAUGUUUUGGGCCGUGGAAGGAUGCUGGAGUGCUUGCCCGAAACAGAAAGACCUGACCUAAAUAAGCAGCAUAAGUUACAAAAAUCAAGCAUAGGUUGUAAACAAGCUUUCACAACAAAACAUGGUUACCACAUGGAACUAAAUAUUUAUUUUAGUCAUUUUAUUUUAUUUUGUAAAGUAUUACAGGGGCUGACAGGGACAAAGUGCUGCAAAUUAAAAACGCUGCAAUCACAAAUGCUGCAAGAUUUUUAAAAAGUGCUGCGUUUUUUCCCUUUCGGCCACCGUACAUUAGUCAUACUUUAUUUAGCUUUAUGAUUUACGAGUUUAAAAUACACUUAGAAAUUCCAUUAAAGCCAAACUGUUUACAAAAGGGGAAAAAAAUGAAAAUGCCCCUUUUAUUUCAAGUCUGGACCAAAUUUAAGGUUAAACUGUCCUUAGUGAAAGUAAUACUUUAGCUUACAAUUUGAGUCUUAAACCUGCAUAACCUUGAUUUUCAUUUGCAGUAAAGCGAAAUGUUUACACUUCAGAUUGUUCCACUGUAUGGAUGAUGGCUACCAUGACGAGUUGUAAAAUAAACUGUAUUUUCAGGGUUCUUCCGCAAGUAUGGAAAAGUGUGGAAUAUGAUUUAUAAAUUUGCAAAUCUGUUGAGCACGUAAGGGCAUUUAGAUGAACAAUACUAUCUGCUCUAAUGACUGGACAGGACAACAAAUGAAUAAAAAUAUUUGCAGUUCUGGAAAAGGCUAAAAAACUCAAGUAUGGCAAAAAUAUUCAUGUUUCCAAGGGUGUUACCACUGUUCUGUUUUCUAAAAGGUAAAAUCGAUGUAUUUUUUGUAAGGUGCUUGCUAGGGCAGCUAAGAUGUUUGUGUGAGAGCGCACAGUGAACAACACAUCCCAGAAAACGUUUGGGAAGAUGGACAAAUUUAAUGUAAUGGGGUAGGCCCUAGAACAGGGGUCACCAACGUGGUGCCCGUGGGCACCAGGUAGCCCCCCACGACCACAUGAGGUGCCCGCAAGCCUGCUUUUCAUUCAGGUUUUCAGUUAAUAAUGAAAGAACAGUAGAAAGAAAUGCAUUCUGAAAUACAAAAUGUGAGUUGUGGACACCAGCAUUUUGUUAAUGUUCUGGUAAAACAAGCAUAUUCGCUUUGUUUGGGUUUAAAAUAAGCUCUGAAAAUAAAUGUUACAAAAAUGAGUAGCUCUUGGCCAUUUUUAUUUUGUAAAGUAGCUCUCAGAAGGAAAAACGUUGGUGACCCCUGCCCUAGAAGGACCAAAUCAACCAUGAACCAACAACAAACGGUGAGUGGUUUGGUCCACAACAUAUCAGAAAAGGCAAAGCUGAUGUGAGUGAAUAUCUCGUUUUGCCUGAAACACUAUAAUAGGUCUGCUUUCAUGGGUGACUCAGGAAAUAAAAAAAAUCACUUUUGAGAGCCAGAUAUCAGGGGGUAUUUACAUUUUUAAAUAAAAAACUUUUGUUAAUGUUUGGUAAAACAAGCAUAUUCACUUUGUUUGGGUUUAAAAUAAGCUCUGAAAAUAAAUGUUACAAAAAUGAGUAGCUCUUGGCCAUUUUCAUUUUGUAAAGUAGCUCUCACAAGGAAAAACGUUGGUGACCCCUGCCCUAGAAGGACCAAAUCAACCAUGAACCAACAACAAACGGUGAGUGGUUUGGUCCACAACAUAUCAGAAAAGGCAAAGCUGAUGUGAGUGAAUAUCUCGUUUUGCCUGAAACACUAUAAUAGGUCUGCUUUCAUGGGUGACUCAGGAAAUAAAAAAAAUCACUUUUGAGAGCCAGAUAUCAGGGGGUAUUUACAUUUUUAAAUAAAAAACACCAAAGUUAAACACCAUAGUAGUUGCUGGUUAAUUGGGUAAUCGGUUACUCAUCGAUUAAUUGUUGCAGCUCUAAUGAACCCUGUAUGUUGCAGUCAUCAAAAAUACAGUACAUACUGUAACUUGGGCAACAACUUCUUUGUGUAAUUCCUUUGCCAAACCAGACAUUACAUAGUCAAUAGUCAUCUCUGGUGUGCCAUUUUUCUCUGGGUAACAUCUGGAAUACAUAAGACCUACAAGCUCUUGCCUGAACAUAUUUCAAGAUAACUUUAUCUUUGUACAUGCUUUACGUCCAAGUAAUUUAAUGGAGACAAAUGUCCUCAAGCCACAGACACAUUCCUACACUAUUUGCCGUUUUUUUCUAUUGUAGAACUUGUGUAACCCGCCUCUUGUCUGUCAACGAGGAACAAGUCCUUCGGUCUGCACUGGAGGAGCAGAAAAGAAGAUGGAUGGCUGACUGAUUGCGUUAGCACAUGAGGAGGUCAUGAUGUCAGGCUGAGGUACCGUAAACUUGAAAUCGGUGAUGCUUGUUGUUCAAGCUGAGCAAUAUACACAUGAAAUUGUGCC
This is a messenger RNA of Dunckerocampus dactyliophorus (ringed pipefish), 3551 nucleotides long. RefSeq names its product RNA 5'-phosphate and 3'-OH ligase 1 (gene rlig1). Bases 105 to 1076 code for a protein of 323 amino acids. The record is from RefSeq and is a predicted model, not a curated record. NCBI's taxonomy places the organism in Eukaryota, Metazoa, Chordata, Actinopteri, Syngnathiformes, Syngnathidae. Gene Ontology annotation, biological process: response to reactive oxygen species. The transcript is spliced from 7 exons. Gene Ontology annotation, molecular function: RNA ligase (ATP) activity.